AUGAAACAAGCUCUGUUGAGUCCAGAAGCGGAAGAAUGGCACGACGCCAUGGUAACCGAAAUCAAGUUUGUCAUACGAAAUGACACAUGGCAACUCGUGGAUCUACCAAAAAAUUCCACUACUAUCGGCAGUCGCAUCGUCUUGCGAAACAUAUUUAAUUCAGACGGCUCCCUUCACAAACGCAAGGCACGUCUGGUCGCUCAAGGUUUCAGCCAGCAGCCAGGACUACACUUUAGCGAAGUCUUCGCACCAGUAGUUCGACAGGGAACGAUACGUCUAAUCGCAGCAUUAUCAGCUCGCCUAGGCAUGAAGAUACAUCAUUUCGACAUAACCAACGUCUAUCUAAACAGCGACCUACAAGAACAGAUCCUUAUGGAACCUUCCAAGUAA
This is a messenger RNA of Trachymyrmex cornetzi, 390 nucleotides long. RefSeq lists its product as uncharacterized. The record is from RefSeq and is a predicted model, not a curated record. The coding region runs from base 1 to 390 and encodes 129 amino acids. NCBI's taxonomy places the organism in Eukaryota, Metazoa, Arthropoda, Insecta, Hymenoptera, Formicidae. The transcript has a single exon.